Pungitius pungitius (ninespine stickleback) is the source of this 3406-nucleotide messenger RNA. It is a transcript of the gene mcm8, whose product is annotated as minichromosome maintenance 8 homologous recombination repair factor. Gene Ontology annotation, cellular component: MCM complex; nucleus. Bases 1 to 2532 code for a protein of 843 amino acids. The record is from RefSeq and is a predicted model, not a curated record. Gene Ontology annotation, biological process: double-strand break repair via homologous recombination. NCBI's taxonomy places the organism in Eukaryota, Metazoa, Chordata, Actinopteri, Perciformes, Gasterosteidae. Gene Ontology annotation, molecular function: single-stranded DNA binding; ATP binding; single-stranded DNA helicase activity. The transcript is spliced from 21 exons.
AUGACACUUGGAGGAGGUAGUGGGGGAAGAGGAGGAGGAGGAGGUAGUGGUGGAUGGAGAGGAGGAAGUGGUGGAUGGCGAGGAGGGGGAGGAUGGAGGGGUCGACCGUGGAGAGGUGGAUCAGCAGGUGGAGGAGGAUGGAGAGGUGGAGGUGGUGCCGGGGAAGGAGGAUCGGGGAACCAGGCCUUCAGCAGCCAGAGAGUGCUUUGUCAGGCUACUCUAGAUGUUGUGUGUCCAUACAGAGGAUGGAGACUCUACUUCACAGAAGGCUUCAUAGAGAGCUCACCUAGUGUGGAGAAGAUCAAGGUGUUUGAGCAAUAUUUCACUUCAAAGAUUGAACUCUACGACAAGGAUGAGAUUGAGCGUCAAGGCAGUGUUCUGGUGGAUUACGCAGACUUGACCGGAGAUGAAACCGUGCGUGGAGCGCUCCCCGAUCUGACCACAGAGCUGAAGGAACAGCCGGACGUGAUGCUCAACUGUUUGGGUUUGGCCGUUCACCAGGUGUUGACUAUAGAUCUGGAGAAACAAGCGGCCGGGCUGCAAGGGGAGGAGCUUCCUGUCGCCACACCCAUCGUCAACAUCCCCCACAUCAGCGCUAGGCUGUACAACUACGAGCCGCUGACCGCGCUGCGGAUGCUGCGCGCCAGCGCGUUCGGGCGGCUGGUGUGCGUGAAGGGGACGGUGGUCCGGGUGAGCAGCAUCAAACCCCUGUGCACCAGGAUGGCCUUCAGGUGUCUGGGCGGCGCGCACGUGCAGUCUCUGCCGCUGCAGCACGGGAAGUACGCUGCUCCUACCAAGUGCCUCCAGCCCGACUGCCGCAGUCGCUCCUUCACCCCCAUCCGGACCUCCCCUCUCACCCACACUGUGGACUUCCAGAUCAUCAAGGUGCAGGAGUCAAUGGGCGGAGAGCAGAGGGAGACCGGACGAAUCCCGCGCACCGUGGAGUGUCACCUGACCUCCGACCUCUGUGACAGCUGCGUCCCCGGAGACGCGGUCACCGUGACCGGCGUAGUUAGAGUCACUAACGAUGGUUCCUCCCGGGCCAACAAGGAUCAGUGCAUGUUCCUCCUCUACAUCGAAGCCACUUCGGUCAGCAACUCGAAAGGUCAAAGGUCCAAGUCAGGUCAGGGGUCAGAUGGGUCGCAUGAGGAUCGCGGAGGGGAGGAGUUCAGUCUGAAGGAGCUGUAUGCCAUCCAGGAGAUCCAGUCACAGCCGGACCUGCUGAGGCUCAUAGUACACUCUUUAUGUCCCGUCAUCUACGGCCACCUGCUGGUGAAAGCUGCUUUGUCGUUGGCGCUGUUUGGGGGCAGACAGAAGCACACGGACAAGAACAGCGUCCCGGUCCGAGGAGAUCCUCACAUCCUGAUGGUGGGAGACCCCGGACUGGGGAAGAGUCAGAUGCUGCAGGCAGUGUGUAAUGUGGCUCCCAGAGGAAUCUACGUAUGUGGCAACAGCACAAGCACCACAGGACUAACAGUGAGUUUGUCUCGAGACUCGGGAACCGGGGACUUUGCUCUGGAGGCCGGAGCCUUGGUUCUGGCUGACCAAGGCCUGUGCUGCAUCGACGAGUUUGAUAAGCUGGGCCACCAGCAGCAGGCUCUGCUGGAGGCCAUGGAGCAGCAGUCCGUGAGUCUGGCCAAGGCCGGGAUAGUGGCCUCUCUGCCCGCCAGGACGUCCGUGAUAGCCGCUGCCAACCCCAUCGGAGGACACUACAACAGAGCCAAGACGGUGUCCGAGAAUCUGAAAAUGGGCUCGGCGCUGCUCUCUCGAUUCGACGUCGUCUUCCUCCUCCUGGACAUCCCGGACGAGACGCACGAUCGCCACCUGUCGGAAUACAUCAUGGCCAACAGGGCGGGGAAAGGCCGAGCCGGCGGCGCCGCGGUGACCAGGGCUCCUCCCAGUGCGCUGGAGACCUCCAUCCUGCUGGACCCCAGUGACAUGCCGCUGUCCGAACGCCUGCAGGUGCCGGCGGGUGAAAGCGUGGACGCCAUCCCGGUGCCGUUGUUGAGGAAGUACAUCAGCUACGCUCGUCAGUACGUCCACCCCUCGCUCUCCCCCGAGGCGGCAAAGACCCUUCAGACCUUCUACCUGUCGCUGCGAGCUCAGGCUCACUCUGCCGACUGCACCCCCAUCACCACGCGGCAACUCGAGUCUCUGAUCCGACUGACCGAGGCCAGAGCCAGACUGGAGCUCAGAGAGACGGCGACCAACAGUGAUGCUGAAGAUGUGGUGGACAUCAUGAAACACAGUCUGGCUGAUACAUACUCGGACGGUCUGGGGAAUCUGGACUUUGAGCGCUCUCAGCUCGGGUCGGGGAUGAGUCAGCGCGGCGCGGCGAAGCGCCUGGUCAACGCGCUGCACCGCCACGCCCAGAGGACCAAUCAGACGCAGUUUGACCUGCAGACGCUCCGCUCCGUGGCCAACAACAUGAACAUCAAGGUGGUGGAUUUCGAAGGCCUUGUGAGUUCCCUGAAUGAACAGGGUUUCCUCCUGAAGAAAGGAGCCAAGCUCUACCAGCUGCAGACCAUCUGAGCCUACCCUGCAAGCUCAGCGUCCUGAGAUCAGUGAUCACCAAAGCACCAGCCAGCCCACCGCUUCCUGUCGACUGACGUCUCGGCCGAAUUAGUCUGCAUCUGUUCUCACAGAAAGAGCUUUGAACUGAACGCGGUAGUAACAGAUGUGCAUCAGUCAGGUGGGGCUACAAACGUUUCUUUAGUGUGAAACAUACCAGGAUCUUAGUAAAGAUAUAAAAUCUGAUAUAAACUGGUUUGAGUCGGGUACAUUUCUCUUUCAGUGUAAAUGUAUUAUUACACAGUACAUGGUAACUGAAUUAAAUAGCAGUUGUAGAUUAAUUUAGUUUCUCUAAUGUUUCAAAGUAAAGACGUUCUUUGACAAUAAACAGGAGGUAAAGAAUUACAUAGAUGACUGUAAUCUUGUUUGUUCACACAAAUUACUUCUUUCUUUUGAGUACAGUUCGAGAUACUAUAUUUUUUUAGAGGUUACUCCUUCGAUGUAUAUAAGAUAAGACACUUUUGUAUUUGUAUUGUAUUCAAUUGGUAUGAAUCAGUAUAAAUUAGUAGCAUAAUAGGAUAAAUGUUAUUUGCACGAUUGGUCCCUCAAACACGCAAUAAUUCACCAACAAGUAUUGUAGCCAUUUAAACAUCUCAUAUCAGCACGGUGCUACGGUUUGUUAUGCAUGUUCCUAAAUAAUCUGUUAUUGUCAACAUUUUGUUAAUAAAUAACUUUAUUUCUCAGUAAAUGGCAAGUGUUUUGUGGAGUUUUUGUGGUUUACGGUUUUAUAAAUACUUUUGUAUUUCAGCAUUGUGUCAUUUUACCAUUUGAUCCCAGCUUUGUGAUGUGGCCGGAAACCGAUCUUCUAUUUUCAAAAUAAAAGUCUCGGAUUUUA